CUUAAAACCCUAAACCCACAAAACCCUAGAUUCCUCCUCCUCCCUCCUCUUUCUGUUCGCUUCCAUGGCUAUGGCGGACGCAGCUCCUCCACCACCCUCUUCCACCGACGCAAAUGCCAGAAUGAGCCCCAAAACGGUGCAGAGAGCCGUGAAUUCCCUCCUCAAAUGGCGGAAUUCCAAGUCCCAAACCCAAAAUCCCCAGCUUCUCGACGACGACGAGUUCGUCUACCUUAUCCUAACGCUAAAGAAAAUCCCCUCCAAAGACCGCAUCAACGCGCACAAAAUCCCUCUCCCCCACCCACUCCACGCCGGCGAAUCCUCCGAGCUCUGCCUCUUCAUCGACGACCGCCCCAAAUCCGGACUCACCAAGGACGACGCCAUGAAAAAGAUCAAGUCCGAAGGAAUCCCGGUCUCGAAGGUUCUCAAGCUCUCCAAGCUCAAGUCCGAUUACCGGCCUUUCGAGGCGAAGCGGAAGCUCUGCGAUUCGUACGACAUGUUUUUCGCCGAUAAGCGGGUGGUUCCGCUUCUGCCGAGGUUGCUCGGGAAGCAUUUCUUCAAGAAGAGGAAGAUUCCGGUGCCGGUGGACUUGAAGCAUCAGAAUUGGAAGGAGCAGAUCGAGAAGGCCUGCGGUUCGGCGCUGCUGUUUCUGAGGACCGGGACGUGUAGUGUGGUGCGGGUUGCGAAGGCGUCGAUGGGGGCGGCGGAGAUUGCGGAGAAUGCGAUGGCGGCGAUUAAUGGGAUUGCGGAGAUUGUGCCGAGGAAGUGGGGGAAUGUGAGGUCUUUUCAUUUGAAGUUGUUGGAGUCUGUGGCGUUGCCGGUUUAUCAGGCGUUGCCUGAUAUCAAGUUGAAGAUUGAGGGAAUUAAGGAGGACGAAGAGAAGAAGACAGAGAAAGGGGAAGGGGAUAAGAGAGUUGGUGAGGAUGAGAAGGCGGGGAAGAAGAAGAAAAAGGGAAGAAUUCAUGAAGUACGGUAUAUGGAUGUUAAUCAUGGAGUGGCCUUGGACGAUGAGGACGAGCUCGGUGGCGAUGACAAUGGCGGCGAGGACAUUGCUAAAGGGGAGGACAGUGAAAAUGAGAAUUUGGGUAGUGGUGAGUUGGUGGGGAAGAAGAGGAAGAAGGGAGAGUUGGCGGAUGAGAAACCGUCGAAGAAGUUGGCGAAGACGGUGAAGGAUAAAGAUGGCGCGAAAAGAAAGAGAGAUGGGUUGUCUGGUAAAGCGAAGAAGGAGAAUAGUGUUGAGAAGAAGACAGAUGAGGAUGUUUCGCGGGUCAAAGCGGUUAAAAGCAGAGAGGCUGGUGGAACUAAGGGGAAGAAGGAGAGUGUUGGGAAGUUGAAGAGUGGAGGAACAAAGCUGAAGGUUAAGAAAAGCAAAUAGUGGACUGAUUAACCAUGACUUUGGAGAUUUGGCUGCGGUUUUGGACUUAAACAAGUAUGUUUUUCAUAUUUGAGUCCUUUGGCAGAUUUUUUUUUUGUUAGUAUUCUAUCAAGUAAUUGAAGUUUUGAUCUUUUUUGUUAGUUUAUAAAGCAUUCAACUUCUUGGUGUCCCCAAUUCACAUCAUUCUGUAAUUUGAUUAUGGAGAGAACUUAUAAAAAUAGGUUGUGGUUUCAUUUCUCAUU
This is a messenger RNA of Morus notabilis, 1614 nucleotides long. RefSeq names its product ribosomal L1 domain-containing protein 1. Gene Ontology annotation, cellular component: 90S preribosome. Lineage: Eukaryota; Viridiplantae; Streptophyta; Magnoliopsida; Rosales; Moraceae. The coding region runs from base 65 to 1372 and encodes 435 amino acids. The transcript has a single exon. The record is from RefSeq and is a predicted model, not a curated record.